Messenger RNA from Macrosteles quadrilineatus (aster leafhopper), 1483 nucleotides. RefSeq names its product venom serine carboxypeptidase-like. NCBI's taxonomy places the organism in Eukaryota, Metazoa, Arthropoda, Insecta, Hemiptera, Cicadellidae. The coding region runs from base 58 to 1386 and encodes 442 amino acids. The record is from RefSeq and is a predicted model, not a curated record. Gene Ontology annotation, biological process: proteolysis. Gene Ontology annotation, molecular function: serine-type carboxypeptidase activity. The transcript is spliced from 2 exons.
ACUAUCUUGUAGCUCCCACCGUGUUAGGUCCAAUGUUCAAGAGUGAAGGUGCGAACAAUGUUUAGAAAAUUAUUAAUUUUAUCCUUUACAAUAGGCUUGAGUGUUGUGACAUGUGUUUCGAACGAGGUUCUGAUUCUAACGUCUUUGAUCGAAAGUGGCAAGAUCGCAGAAGCUCAACAAAAGUCUAGAGUUAGUCCUGAUAUCAACGGCGUGAAAAGCUACACUGGAUUUUUAACUGUUGACAAAGAUUGCGGGAACAAUCUUUUCUUUUGGUUUUUUCCUGCGGAAGUCAACUGGGAAAACGCUCCGGUUUUACUCUGGUUGACAGGAGGACCAGGAACCAGUUCUUGUUACGGACUCUUCGCGGAGGUCGGGCCCUUCCGGUGGAAAAACAACACUAAGGAACUGAUAGAGAACAAGAACAGAUGGACAAAAGACUUUAACGUUAUUUUCCUCGACCAACCUGUUGGAACUGGUUUUAGUUACACGGAGAGAAACUGCUACGCGAAGACCAACAAAGAGAUCGCAAAACAAGUGUAUUCGGCUCUCGUACAAUUUUUUCAUCUUUUCCCAAAUUUACGGAAGAACAGCUUUUCCCUGGUUGGGGACUCUUACGCAGGCACCUAUCAAACGGCGAUAGGACGUGAGAUAGACGAACGAAAUUGCGAUUCCAAGGUGAAAAUAAACUUGAAAGGCGUUCUUCUUGGGAACCCUUACUUGGACUUGAGUUGUCUCAGCUACGCUUCGAAUUGGUACGAAGCGGGAUUCAUAGAAGAGGAUAGCAGAGACAGAAUCGUGAAAUACCAAGGGAUCAGAAAUAAAUACAUACAAGAGAAAAACAGCGAGAAAGCUAAUGAGUACGAGAACAAAAUUUGGAAUGAAGAGUUCAGCCAAAUAGGGUUGCCGAGCAUGUUUAAUUACCUUUACGACGAAGAGAUAACCAUGGGUUUCAAACACUUCGUGACUGACGAGAAAACAAGAAAGUUGCUGAAAGUUGGCAACACGAAAUACAACGUGACAUCUUACUUUGGAACGGUGGCCAAAGUUCUUGAGCCGGAGUUGAUAGUGUCUGCGAUUCCCAAUGUCAAAUAUUUGCUGGACAAGAACUACUUGGUGGCGUUCUACACAGGCCAGCUGGACGUCCAGUGUAUUUACUCAUCGUUGAACUGUGUGUUGGACCAGCUGAACCACGCGGAAUAUCAGAAAGCUAAAAGGAAGAAGUGGUACGUGGACGGUCGUCUGGCAGGAUGGGUGAGGCAAGGGUCAAACCUGAUGUCAGUCGUGGUGAGAGACGCUGGUCACGUGGUUCCAGUGGACCAAGGGGAGGCCGCUUUAGCGUUGGCAAAAGGAUGUCUUGGAAGUGACAAACUCGACCUCCAGAAGUAACCUGGAUAAAAUGUCCAUCAGAGCUGACAAAUUGAGAAAGGGGUUUUUUAAGAAGAAGGGCCUUUCUUGGAAUAAACUGACAUUAUGAACAUUGUAA